Messenger RNA from Silurus meridionalis, 1250 nucleotides. RefSeq names its product iron-sulfur cluster assembly 1 (gene isca1). Gene Ontology annotation, molecular function: 2 iron, 2 sulfur cluster binding. The transcript is spliced from 4 exons. Gene Ontology annotation, cellular component: cytoplasm; mitochondrion. Gene Ontology annotation, biological process: iron-sulfur cluster assembly. Bases 75 to 464 code for a protein of 129 amino acids. The record is from RefSeq and is a predicted model, not a curated record. NCBI's taxonomy places the organism in Eukaryota, Metazoa, Chordata, Actinopteri, Siluriformes, Siluridae.
GUUGCCGUUGGUGGGCGGUUCCGGGAGCGCUGAUGUUUACAUGAAGUCACAGAGAAACUUCAUGGGAGUCGAACAUGUCUGCCUCCAUAGCCAGAGCUACUGUAAAGGCGGUAAGCAGGCGGAAGAUUUUACCGAUCAGAACCGCCUUGACGCUGACACCUUCAGCUGUAAACAGAGUCCGGCUGCUGUUACAGAACAAGCCUGAAUAUAUUGGGCUUAAAGUUGGUGUCAGGACCAGAGGAUGCAAUGGCCUCACUUACACACUCAACUAUACGAAAGAGAAGGAAAAAUCUGACGAAGAAGUCGUACAGGAUGGUGUGAGAAUUUUCAUCGAGAAGAAGGCUCAGCUGACUCUGCUCGGCACGGAGAUGGAUUUCGUGGAGACGAAAUUCUCCAGCGAGUUUGUGUUCAACAACCCCAACAUCAAGGGAACGUGUGGCUGCGGAGAGAGCUUCAACAUUUAGCCGUGUAUACGCUCGAGUACACGUCACACACUCCAGUUUCCGAGAUCCGAGGCCGAGAUCCGCCUUGUGGAAUUAAAGACUGAAGCAUAAAAAACCUGAUGUGUUGGAGACUCCCUACCCUGCAAACCCACUGAAUCUGAUCCUCACCACCACUGUUAUAGCGAGUAGCAUUCAACUCGGUUUGUGCGUUCUGAAAAUGAUGUAAGAGAGGAAUGAUGUGUUUUAUUUAUUUUACACACACGUCUGUGAACGCGUGUCAUUCACGUGUAGAUUUCUUUGGUUCUCCAUAAUUGCCUGAAGAUAUGCCUGUAUGCUCAUGUGUCCUUACUGUAAAAUAGAGCGUGUGUGUGUGCGUGCGUGUGUGUGUGUGUGUGUGCGCGUGCGUGUGUGUGUGUGUGUUUGCGAGACCGAGAAAACUCUUCCACUGAACUUCAUGUCAUGUUUUUUUGCAUUUGUUUAGGUCAGUGUAUCCAGUCAGUUUAUUUCAUUGAACAAUGAUGCUAUAAACAAAAAACGUCAAGCUUUGUGAUGCUUAUAACCGCUUAUGGAUGCAGCAUAACAUCUGUAACGUCCUUGCACCGAGGAGGACGUGUACAUUUAUUAGAAUCUGAUGUGAGAAAUCAGUGGUAGGGCUUUGAAUUAUAAAGUAUAAGACUUGGGGUAAUUAUGCAUUUUAAAAAGUAUGAAAUGUGUGUGUGUGUGUGAGCGACUGUGUCGGGGGUGGGGGUCAAACAAAAUAAACCUGUCUAUUAACGCACAAUAAAGCUUACGUACAAUACCGAAAAA